This is a messenger RNA of Rhineura floridana, 1254 nucleotides long. RefSeq names its product leukotriene B4 receptor 1-like. NCBI's taxonomy places the organism in Eukaryota, Metazoa, Chordata, Lepidosauria, Squamata, Rhineuridae. Gene Ontology annotation, molecular function: G protein-coupled receptor activity. The transcript has a single exon. The coding region runs from base 1 to 999 and encodes 332 amino acids. Gene Ontology annotation, biological process: G protein-coupled receptor signaling pathway. The record is from RefSeq and is a predicted model, not a curated record. Gene Ontology annotation, cellular component: membrane.
AUGGCCCUCCUGAAUACCACAGAGACGCCCUGGAACAACACGGUGACAGGGGCAUCAUGGGUGGAGGCUAGUUUGCUUCCAAGUAUCUUCCUUGGCGCUUGCUUCCUGGUUGGAAUGCCUGGGAAUGGUCUUGUGAUCUGGACGAUUCUUACCAAGUUCCCACAGCGCUCUUUCACUAUUGUACUCAUCUUGAACUUGGCGAUGGCUGACUUAAUGGUCAUGUUGACAGCACCAUUCUGGAUUUACUAUUUCGUCAACAGCUGGGUUUUUGGAGAUGCCAUGUGUCGACUGCUCAUCUAUCUUGUCUACUUAACCGUGUAUGCCAGCGUUUUCUUCAUCACCCUGAUGAGCCUCCACCGCUUUGCUGUUGUGGUCCUUCCGUUCGCCUCCCAAAGGUGGCGGAGGCCAUGUGUGAUACACAGGACAUUGCUGACAGUUUGGAUACUGGCAAGUGUCUUUGCAUGCCCGACUCUGAUAUCUGCAUCAAGCCAGAAUGUGGAAGGAGAGUGUACAGAUGAAAUAUAUUACUCUGACGAGCACCGCCUUGCAGUUAACAUUCUGGAGACUUUGUUUGCCUUUGUGAUCCCAUUUGCUGUGUUGUCCGUCUGCUAUUCCUGUGUGGUGAGAAGGAUCCGGACUCUGAAACACCACAAAGAAAUGAAGACUGGGAAGCUGGUUGCUGCUGUGGUCGGGGCCUUCUUUGUGUGCUGGCUCCCCUACCACAUCUUAAAUCUCAUCAUAAUCUCUGCACUGUUGCUGAAAUAUGCCCAACCAGAGAAAGCAAAGGCCUUGCUAGAGACAACUGAAGCUUUGACAAACUUUCAUGGUUCUGUAGCCUUUUUAAGCAGCUGCCUGAACCCCAUCCUCUAUGCCUUUGCAGCCCGGAGCUUCCGUGGGGGGCUACGGGAGACCAAUUUUGCCAAGUUAUUUGGCAAAAUGCAACAAGACACAGAGGAAAAAUCUACUAGAGACGCUACCGUUUCACUGCAAGCUUUGUAACACCAGGAGAGUAGGGGGUAACUUUAGAAUAAAAUCUUCCUCCUCUAACAUAAGCAUCUUCUGCAUAUAUAAAUAAUCAAAGGAAGGACUUCAAAAGUGCUAAGGUGGAAUAAUGGGGGCAUCUAGCAAUCUGAGGGAAAUACACACACACACACACACACACACAGAGAGAGAGACUCAUCCAUGGUUCAUUAUAAACUUUCCAGUGAGAACUGUUUACAUCUAUCCCAGCCAAGCAACCUUCCUGUUUGUGUU